CCAUCUGCAACCAUGCCACCGGUACCGAAAACGGGAAUGAAAACUGAAAAAUGAGGGGAAUGAAAACUGAAUAAUGAGGGGACUCGCAUCAACUCGCGCUGCGCAGUAAACAAACGACAGUCGCCAACUUCCUUCCGAAGACUCGCUUACCACAUACAAGAACAAACAAUGCGGCAUGGGAAAGAGAUGAAACAAUUGAAAUAGAGAACGAGGUUGGACCCAUCAUCAUUCAAGAGAGAGGACACAGCCCGGAUCCAGGCGUUAGGUGCCUUUGCGACGGUACCACAGCUUGCGGUCCUCCAGUCCGAAUCUUGGUUCCUGAGGAGGAGGAGGCGACAACACACCAAGCCAAACCAAACUGCAGGAGCAUUGGGUUGAGUCUGGCAGAAAAAGACGGACAGUGCUGGAGGGGGUUGUUUUGUGUCCUGUCUGGAAGAGAUCUAUCGGUCGCCCUCGAUAGCUCAGUAGUAGACAAUGCGGGAUAUUUCAUUGGCACUAUCAUCGUCCUCUUCUUCCUCCCAGCAAAACGGCAACAUUAAUCCUGUUUAUGACGACAAACAGCGGCGGCCUCCUUUUUUCCAAGAGCAGCAACAGCAGCAACAACAGCAACAGCAGCAGCAACAACAAGGAGGAGGCCAACCGACACUCAUCAACGAAAUCAGUACAUUACGAUCGAGACUACGAGAACUAGACAACUCCACAGAUGCCAUGAACCGUCCACGUUCACUUUUGGGCUUUGCCGAACGGGAUCCUCCUCAGGGAGAAUCCGCUCUGGUAGACCAACUCCGCAAUCAACUCUCCAAAAUGGAACAGGAAAAGGCUGAAAUGGAACUCACGCUCAUGAAUCAAAUGUCGAAUUUAGCCUACGAGAACCAAACUACUAUUGAUGGACUACACUCCAGAUUGACACAGAGUGAAAAGCUGAUUGAAUCACUGCAACAACAGCAGCAACAACAAUGGACUCCCAACAACCCAUCUUCCACCAAUACACCUCUGGAACUCAUUCGGCUGCGAAAAUCACUCAAUGAGGAACGAGGCAUGCGUAAAGCGCUAGAAGAAGAGCGGGAUGUUCGACAGGAUCAGCGGGAAUCUUUUGAGCAUGAAAAUACAACCCUCAAGCAAGACAUUGAAGACAUGAGGAAUCACAUGGAUCAACUGCAAUCUAGCAAUGAACAACUCAGUCAACAGGUCCAUGCUUUGGAGGCAGAAAAGGAGGAUGCCGCAAGAAAGAUUGAUUUCUUGCAAGCGCAAUCGACAAUGCUGGAUGGUGACAAACAGUCCUUGAUUGCCGAGAUGGAAAUCCGACACAAGACCAAUCUGUCAGAAGUGGAGAGACGACACCAAGCACAAACGUCGGAAUUGAAACAAUCCUAUCAGAAACGCUGCAACCAGCUUGAAAAGCAAAUUGCUCAGGGCUUUGACAAGAAACAGUCGGGACUUGGACAGCUGCACAACCAGGUUGGCACUUUGGAGAUGGAAAAGGAACGACUCGAACAUCGUGUAUCAAAGCUCGAGGCAGAGUUGCAGCAGGAACAUGCCAUAAAUCAGGCACUGGAGCAAUCUCUCAACGAACAGACUCAAAACAAUGACAAGCUGUGGACAUCUCUAGACGAAAGCCAGAAGCGAUGCAAUAUGCUGGAACAGGAACUCGCGUUGCACUUUGAAGAAGGCCAAGACAGAGGCGAUUUGAGAAGCGAAAACGAAAUGUUGUCGAAUCAAAUUGCUGCCAUUCACGAACAAUGCGUGGGCGAGCAAGAGAAAUGUUCCAAGCUAAAGGCUACUCUAGACCAGGAACGAAGCACCAACUCAAAGCUCAGAUUGUCUCUACGACAGCACCAACAGCGAUACGAAGAACUUAACCGCGGCCUGCACAAGAACCAAUCUGGAAUGGGUAUGGUGAACGGCAAAGUAUCGACUCUGGAAAGGGAAAAGAAAGCACUAUCGAGUCAGCUGGCACAAGUACAGAAUCAGCUUUCCCAAGAAAAGGCCAAAACCAAGGAAAUGGAAGAGACCGUGGCGGAGCAACAAGAGAUCAUUGAGUCGCAGACGCAGAGCAGUUCUGGACGCCGCCAAUCAGAUGCUGUGGCGCUGGAGAAUGCACAAGUAGAACUUCAAACGGUUCUUAACUCUUACCAGACGGAUAUGGCACGCUUAGAUAGAAAGGUGAAACUUGCCGAACAGCAGAUAUUGGAGCGAAAUCGAGAGAAUCAGCGUUUGGAGGUAGAAAUCAACGAAGAACGGAGAAUCCGAAAGUCACUUGCAGCUCAGUUGUCCCAAGCAAAGGUUGCCAACAAACGACAAGCCGAUGCUUCGUUAUGCAGCAGCUUUGACGGAAGUGAGAUCCAAGCCAUGGAAGCUGACUUGCAAAAACUACGCAAGGAAAAUGCAAGACUGAACGACGGGCUGAAAGUGCGAGCACGUGAUGUCGACCCUGCUGAAUUGGAAUUCCUCCGAAAGCAGAAUAGAAUGUUGGGAGAACGCGCCAAUGGACUGCAUGCUGACCAAGUGAGGGAGUUGGAGAACCUCCGCGAAAAGACGAAGGCCUUGGACGAAGAGGUAUCUGAACUCCGAAGUAAAAAUGCUUCAUCUUCUAGUUCGUCGCCCAAACGCAGCAGCAGCCCCUUCCGCAGCAGCAGCCCCUUCUUCCAACAGGAUAUGAAGCUGGAACUUGAACAGCUCAGGAAACAAAACGCGGAACUUCAAGAGGAAUUGCAGGCAGUGAAGCAAGAGCUAGUGUCGGCAGGAGACAACAACAAUAGAACACAACAGCCCACAAAUCGCCAACGUGGUGGCGAUACCCUUGCAACUCCUCCCAGACGAGUGUCGCGCCGCGCUAGCCCGAGCCCAAGACGGGUGCCUCAAAGCCCAAGAAUUCCUGCAAGCCCGAGGGCUCCAAGCCCUCAAGCAUCUACCGAACCUCCUCCCUCCAACCUUCAAAUGCCUCCUUUGAGCCCUCCGCUGAUGAAACCACAGCAACCGACAAAGAAAGGAAGCCCUCGCACUCCUGUCAGGGGAAUCGUGGAAAGCUUUGAGCGAAGAAUAUCAAGAUCCAGCAGCUUGUCUUCGUUGGAAGCUGCCCAGAUGCAGAUGAAGGCUGAAGCCAACCACAAGAGCAUGUCCAGUCUGUCUGCACCAACACCGCAGGCACAGGGAGCAGUCUCCACCGAAGUAGACGACCUUCGAAGAGAGCUUCAAGAAGAGAGAGCCGCAGUGCAAGAUCUUCGAAGCAAACUGCGCAGCGAGGGGGCAGCAUCUAGUGAGCUCAAUGGCGUCCGACGUCUACUGCAGGAGGAGAAGGCCGCAGUACAGGACCUCCGAAGCAAACUGCGCACUGAAGGUGAAGCUUCAUCGGAAAUCGCAUGCGCUCGACGUGAACUUCAGGAAGAAAAGGCAAGAGCGCAAGAUCUCCGGAGGAAAUUGCUGGCCGAGUCUGAGCAAGUCGAAAACCUUCGCUCCGAACUGUCGCGGUUGGAAGAAGCCGAUGCAAUGCGAGAACAGCUGGAGCGGGCACUGGAACUUCGCGAGGAAGACGUAGCACGUCUGGAAGCGAUGGUCAAAGAAAUGGAGGAUCGGCUGAUGGACUACGGUGACAUCCAUGAAGCCAUGGAACAAUACAGGAUAACCGUACAGGAUCUCCAGACGCAAUUAAAUGCGGAAACGGUGCAAGUUGCAACACUAAAAACUGAAAUCUCGAAGCUGGAGAACAGCGAAACAGAUCGCUUCAAGCUGCAACGCACUCUCGCAGAACGCGAAGCUGAAGUCGCGAGACUUCGUUCGCGAGUGGCUGAGCUCGAAGACAUGGCACUAGAAGUUGGAAACGCAAACGAGUCAAUGGAAAACGAGAAAACGCGAGCAAGGGAUCUCCAGCGCAACUUGGACACCAAAACAGUUCUUGUCUCCAAUCUCCGCGACACACUUUCAAGCAUGGAAGAAACUUUGGAGCACGAAAAGAUGACUCAUCAGGAUCUGCAGAGCCAAUUUGAGGCACAAUCUGAAGUUGUAACCACUUUGCGCGAUGAACUUUCCCGUACAGAUGCUGUGUUGGAAGAGGAAAGCAAAAAGGCAAACCAGCUUCACGAGCAACUGGACGAGGAGACUAGGAUCGUUGCGAAGCUUCGAACCGAACUGAACGCAUUGACUGACAAGUUGGAGCAAGAGCAGAGUUCGGCUGAUGGCCUUCAGCAAAAUUUGAGCAAAGAAUCCGGGCUUGUCUCGUCCCUCCGAAACGAGCUCUCUAGGAUGGAUGAAAUUGAAGCCUCGCGCGCCAAGUUGGAAAAGCAAGUCCUUGCUAGCGAACAAGAAAACAAGCGGCUGCGAUUCCAAGUUGGAGAACUUGAAGUGCUGCUGUCGAACGCGGAAACGACGGCAAUGGACAAAUCUGAGACUGAUCGGCUUAGAGGGGAGCUUGCUCAGGCAGAUGAAGCGAAGAAGGCCUACGAGAGGAAAUUGUUCGAUGUGCGAUCAGAGAUGGAGGUGCUGAGUUCUGAGAUUGCAAAGCUCGGCACGACGCUUGAUCAAAGCCAAAAGGAAAGCCAAAAACUCGAAGAAGAGGUUUCUUCCUACAAGGCUUCCAAUGAGACACUAGAGAAUCGCAAGCGAGAGGACGAGGCACUCAUUGAACGACUGCAGACAGAGCUAGGCGCGGCAAGAAUGGGCCUGGAACGGAGCUUGGAUGAACUGGAGAGAAUGCAAGGCAGUGGGGAACACGCCAAAGAACAAUCCAACGCUGCAAUGCAGCAGGACAGAGAAGAGAUCGGACGACUCAAGUCCGAGUUGGAGGUUGCCAAGCAGGCGCUUGACAUCAAUGUGGAAGAGAUGGAAAAGCUUCAAAGAUGCGUGAAGGACGCUGACGCUUCGAGGAUGAUUGCUGUCAAACAGAGUCUGUCGAACGAGCAGGAGAAGCAUUUGGAAAUUGAGGAUCUCAAGAUGGAGUUGGCGGCAAAGGAGGAAGCCAAUGUUGGACGCGACGAGGAAGCGAAGCGACUUCGUGAGCAAGUUGCAGCUUUGCAGCAAGAGCUGGGUGAAAACUUGACAUAUGUGGAAGAGCUGAAGGAGAUGAUCUCAACCAUGCAGGCCGCUCACGACUCUGAGCUCAAGGAUGUCCAGAAGUACGAGAAGAGAACCAAUCGAAAUAUUGGUGCAGAAGUCAACACCCUGAAGGUGGAGCUGACGAAGAACCAGAUGUCGAAAGCGGAAAUGGAGAUGGAAUUCGCGAAGCAGGUCAAUGACUUGGAAAGCAAGCUUGAUGCUAUGCAUAACGAAAUGGGCAAGGAACUUCAAGAGAAGGAGGUGAAGUUGCAUCAGCUACAGUAUCAGCUUGCAAGGAAAGACGACGAGAUUCACCAGCUCGAAAAGGAACGAGAGCAGAUUUGUAGUAGUAUGAAUAGCAUCUCGACUUCUCGUAAGGACGAGAUGGAUGAUCUGCAAGAAGAGCUUUUGCUUCUCACCACCAAGACAGCAAACCAAACAAGGGAGAUCCAGCAACUGAAGAUGCAAUUGGAGGAGCACGGUUUCCGGAAUUCCGAGUUCCAGCGGCUCAAAGAUCGAAUUGAAGACUUGGAAGAAGAGCUUCGCACAGCCCCUCCAAAGAGAGUGGUUAGCAAUCAGAGUGAUGUAGAGAUCAUGAAGGCAGAGAACAAAAUGCUGCGUGAAACUAUUCGUGACAUGACCAUGGAACGAAGGACAUUGCAGGAGAAGCUCGAAGCUCACCUUGCCGAGAAGUCUACCUCCAAGUCAACGCAGGUUCUUCGCGAAAGAAACGCAGCACUGAAAAAAGAAGUCGAGAGGCUGACAAAGCGCCUAAAGAAGAUGGAACACAGCAUGACCAGGUUUACGAUAUAGCCGAGAGAAAAGGCAGGUUUGAUUGGUACAUUGGCUGUCCAUUAUUCAUUCAGAUGCCAAUCAUAUCAAGAUGUAUCCAGCUUUCUUCUCACUCUUUCAUGCUCACAAUGAGUCUUGCCCGGGGAAGGGAUGUCUUAGAAUGGCUGCUUACUGCAGCUACAAAAUCCGUAACUUAUAAUUUUAUAGUCCCAUACAGUACC
Molecule: messenger RNA, 6041 nt
Organism: Seminavis robusta
Lineage: Eukaryota; Bacillariophyta; Bacillariophyceae; Naviculales; Naviculaceae
Source: the annotation of a GenBank genome assembly